Pocillopora meandrina is the source of this 8208-nucleotide messenger RNA. NCBI's taxonomy places the organism in Eukaryota, Metazoa, Cnidaria, Anthozoa, Scleractinia, Pocilloporidae. The record is from the annotation of a GenBank genome assembly.
AUGGCGUCUGGACUUGCCGUAAACAUCGCGAUUGAAAGUCUGCUUGAGAGUGAAGUGGAAGAGAUCUCUAGGGAUGGACAAGAAAAAUAUGUACCGUAAGUGCUGUUCGUUAGAAUUUCAGAAUUCAAAUUUGGCUCUCUGAUUCUGAUUUGACAAGAUUUCCACAGACAAUAGGCCGUCAGAAAGGUUUGAAAGUACAACAUUUUUUCCUGCAAUAGUUUUGUAUACAUUUAAAAACCUUUUUGAGGUAUCAAAACGAUAUUCUUGAAGGGGGUAUCUAACUAUUAUGAUCAAUCAACUCUCAGAUUGAUAUAGCAAUACACAUCGUUCGAGUCAUUUUAGGAGAGAAGAUGUUUAGAACUUGUUGAUGUGGAGAGUAAGGAUUGGGAAAUAAAUUAAUUACUGCUCACAUGGAUGUGUUAACACUUACAGGCAGCUUUCCAUGUCAGAGAAGCUGGCAAAACUAGCGCACAAGAUAGACUUUUUAUCAGAUGUAAAGGGGCACAAAGAGGAUGUAGAGAAAGAAGAUGAUGAAAAAUCAUUGGUAACAUUUCAACCUUCUCUGUGGCCGUGGGAUUCUGUUAGGGAAAACUUGAGGUAAAUAUUUUUUCAAAUAUAUGUUUACCAUUCUACUCCAAAUAUCUAAUAUAAAGGGUAUUAAAUUCUCUAUCUGUUCUAUAUUUACCUGUAAAUUAUUUAUAGAGUUAGGAGUUGAGUCAAGAUAAUGCAUUCCAACCAAUAAGUUGGACUGCUAUUAUCAUAAGAUUGCUGGAUGACAUUUGAGAACAGUGAAGAGAAGUUGCAUUUUAAUCACUUUUGUGGAGGGAUUGGACUACAACCUCUAAUGGGAAAAAUUCUUAAGACACUCUUGAUAAUUGAAAUAUUUAAUGGAAAAAUUAUGCAAAUGAUUGGUUUCUCAACAGGAAGUCCUUAACUGAAGUCUGUGUAUUAUCUGAUGUUCUGAAUGUGGUGCGAGACAAGAAAUAUUUAGUAUUGGACCCAGUCUCACAAAACCAAGCCACUCCUAAGCCAACUUUGUCUUUGAUCACUAAAAAGAAGGUUAGGAAAUGGAAUUUACUCAGAAACUGUCUCUGGAACUAAAUUUUAAUCAUCUUAUGAGUGGAUCUUGGACCUUUAACUUUGGAGAAACCAGCCAGAGUAGUUAAAAUUAUUUUGUUGGUUAGAUCGCAGGCAUUUACUCACAUGUAUACCUAUAAAAGACAAGAACAAGGCCUAAAUUCAAGUUUUUUCAAGAUUUGAAUGUCACUGUUGUGUAAUUUUGUGUGAGCAUGUCCUUGUAGUGUUUUCAAGUUUCUUUAAUUGAACAGCUAGUUCUUCUUGCUUGUGUUGGUGUCGUAAAGUGUAGUUUAUGAAUGGUUUCAAGUUCAAACAAUUUCCUACUAUAGCUGCUGUACUUUUAUUUGUGUUUUCCUUUGUUUUAGAGAUACAGGGUGUAUGUUAUUGUUCUUAAAAUUAAGAGAAAAAAAGAAACAAAUUUGACCAGUUUUCAUAAUUUUAGCCUAAAAGUAAUUUUAAAUGUCAAUAUAGAUAUGCAUUGCUUGACAUAUAAGACUCUUUGUUAAAGGAAUGAUCAACAAUUGUCUCUUUUGUUCAGGGUCUUUGUAAUGCUGCUGAUAUUCUGCUACGAGGAGCUCAGAGAAUGGAAGAUGCAGUCAAAGAAAGAGCUGAUCAUACAUCAAGGCACCUAGGGAGCAACGCAAAAGAUUUCCAUUCUGAACUUAUGAUGCUUAGAAAGAGGUGGAGGUUAAAAAGAACAGGCACUUCUAUAAUGGGGGAUUUGACAUAUCGCUCAGGUUAAAAAAUCAAAGAAUGUGUACUUCUGUGUUUACACAAUAAUUUGUAGACAAAUACCACUUCAUUAUUUGUAAGCAGUGUUAACCCUCUUAAUCACCCUCAGGAGGGAUCAGCACUUGUGUUCUCUGUAUUAUUUUAAUACACGGUUUACUAAACAGCCAAUGAGAAGGACUUCAAAGAGGUUAAAUCAAAGAUUAAUAUUUGCAAUAAAGACUUGGGUGUUUCUUUUCAUAGCUGGCUCACAGUUCCGAAAUCCAGGAUUGUUUGAGGUUAACAAAGCUACAAUAGCUGAAGAUAAAACAGAACAAUCCACCCCAGACAACAGAGCUUUGGAGGUGACUGUUGGAAGUGAUUUGGAAGGAACAGCAGAAAUCAGAGUGGCUAUUGUGGAGUCUGGAAAAGAUCUACAGAUUGCAUCUGUUAGAGGUAGUACUUUGUUUGGUUUAGGCAAUGUAUAAUUAGGUAUUUUUACUUUGGCUGUUUCACUUCUGUAAUAAUAGUUAACUGUAAAUAUAUAAAAAUCAUAUAUUUGAACUUUGGAUGAAGAAAUGAAUAUUGAAGUGAUCUUCAAAGUAAUGAAUACUACUUAAGCAACAGUGAAAAGAAAGCCUGAAAAAAAUAUUCAGGCCAGUAUGGAAUUUGAACCCAUGACCUCUGUAAUACUGGUGUAGUGCUCUACCAACUGAGCUAACAAGCCCAAGAGAGCUGGUCAUUAUGUUGAUUCUAAAUAAACUGUGAAAUGAUGAAUAAAUACCGCUAACUGACUAAGUGCACUGCAGCAGUAUUGCAGGUUUAUUUGGAACCAAAAUAUGAGGUGCAUAACACGAGUUUGCUAUUACUAAUCCCAUAUCCAACAAGUGCCAAUAGGAUAAUUGUUUUUUAAAUUUAAUUGAAUCUUGAAUACUUGUGUAUUUGGAGCCUUUUUUCAGCUCAGCAACAGUUUGUGUAAUGCAUAAUUUCCAUAUAAGGUGACUCGGAAUAUGAGCUGAUAACUGCAGUUGAGUGAUCCCAUUCUAGAAAGCAAAAUUGGGAUUUGAAAAUUUAAUGAAUGUGCACACAAGUCUUGAGCAAUGUAACAUCAUAGUCUCUUGCAUGAUGCAGCAUACUCCUUUUCAGCUGGUAACCCAUAAAAUUUACUACCUGUAGUAGCUCUUAGAACCUCCUAGCAUUACUUGGCAUUCUUGAAAAUCUAGGAUGACCUGGAAAAAUGAUUGCUCCACCUGAUGAUUUCUGAUGAUGAUUUCUCUGACCUGCUCUGCUUAAAAUAAGGGAGAACAAUGAUGACAAUAUUAUCAAUUUUGCCACUCUUGGAACAAAUGGCUGCUUGUUUAUUACUGUAUUGGCUUCCCAAGCACAACAGUUGAGAAUUCAUCAGACAACCCCUUGCAUGUCUGAAAGUGUGUAAUCUGCUUUUCUUUUGUGUCUGUAAGGUUUGAUGAGUGGUUGCUAUGACAAUAUGCCAACAGUUAUUCCAUCGUGGCAACAGAAGCUGGAAUCAGCUCAGUCCAACUUAUUUUGCAAAGAGUUAUUUAUGCAGGUGGGAAUAUUGUAUGGACAUACUUUGAUCAUCUAAAUUGCAAAAAGAAGAAAAAAACACUCAACUGCAAGCAGACAAUUUGUUGUGCAAAGCAAUAAGUUCAAUGGUUUCCUAGCAUUUCUACAGUCCAGUUGGUAUUUUUCUAAUGGAGAGUGAUAAACAUGAGUUGUUAAGUUGUCAAGAUCGAGAAACAUAGAAAGAUUGAUCCUCUAAGAAAAUGUGUAAUUUAAAUAAGCUAGGAAACUGUAGUACAUGUCCUGUACAAAUCUAUUCAAAAGCUAGUAAUUUGUAUUUUGCAUUCAGACCCACAUUGUUGCUGUGUAGAGUAUUCUGGUUCACUUCUUGUUUUUUUCUCUGACUAAUGAGGUUUCAGCCUGUGGUCUGCAGGUGUACUCCCCAUUUUUUUCCUUUUUUUUUCAUCCUGACUGUUUCUGGUAUAAUUCAGAGAUCUCACAAGAAUGAGAUAUCACAAGAGUUGAAUUAUCAAGUUAAUUUUCCUUGGCCUGAGCAAGUGCAAACUGUCUCCCUCCAACAUUACACUGAGUAGAGUACAUCUCAUAUUUGAAUUUUUUACAUGUUCCUUAAUUGAGUAAAAGCUCUUGCAUUGUCAAACAUCGUAUAGACUUUGAACAACGCAACUUAAAUGAGCCUUUGGGAGUUUGAUCCUGAUGGAUGGUAGUGUUAUAUGUUUAACCCUCUAACUCCCAUGAGUGACCAAGACAGAAUUUCUCCUUACAAUAUCAAUACAAUAUCAAGCAGACAAGUGAUGAGAAUAAAAAAAAAAUAUUAAUUAGGGGAUUAUUAGUUGAUCAAAUACCAAAUUCUCCAAACUAGCAUCACAAGAACUAUAUGGCAGGCAGUAAGGAGAAUUACUAAUGAGAUCUUGGGAGUUUUAGAGUUAAGUGUCUAAAACAUUUAUGUGUGUAUACACGUACAUGAUCAUUACAGACAUUUUAUGCAGCGUGUCAUUUAUUUCUCUGUUUCUCUAAUGAACAGCUGUCUCAAGGAGCUUACAAUACUAAAGAAAACCGACCUCACUUUGUGAUGGCCAAUGAAAUAAGAGCUGAGGUAGGGUUCCUUUUUUAAAUUGUUAUGUCAAAUUUUCCUGUGGGGAGGCCAAUCUAAAAAACAAGACAACUUUUAGUUUCAUCAGUAGGAAGAGUUUUCACAUUAUUGCAAUUAAUUUGAGUUAUUUUGAUAAUAGAUUUUUCCAGGAACAGAUCUUUGUAUAACAUACAGCUGUCGGAAAAACAGUUCAGAAGAAAACUCUUCUAAGGUAGCAAUUGCCAAUAUGUGUUUCCUAAUGUAUAUUUUUAAUGUUGAUAGGAUUAUAGACACCAGUCAGCAGCAUGCGUACUUAUUAAUCUUUCACUCCUAUGAGUAAUUAACAUAGAACUUUUCCCCAUAAUAGUCAUAUGUUAUUCAGGAACAGAUAAUGAGAAUACUCAAACUUAUUGGGUAGAAGUUGUUAUCUUGAUCUAACAACAAAUCCUUGUAACUAAUUUACAAGGAGAAAUGGAGCAGCUAGAGGAGAGAAUUAACAAUCAGAUCUAUGGAGUUAAAGGGUUUGCAACACACUUAGACUUGUCUAUUGAAGUAAAAUAAUGCAGAAAAGGCAACAGGCUCUACAAAGAAAUGAUUUUGGGGCACCUCUCGGAAGAGAGAUGAUAUCGCUGUGGGUCUGCUCUUAAAAUUUUAUUUCACUUCUUUGCUAGAGCAAUCCUCUCUGUUGGACCAUGUGAUUUUAAACUCUUUAGCAAAGACUUACUUGGUUUUUUUUUUCUUUUUCUAAUUUUAUCUCUAUUUAUUUACAUAUUUUCUUUGAAUUGCUCUGAUGUAGACAUAUAAAUUGUACUGUCUCUAUUCAGGUGGCGCAUAAGGAUAAAGCACCUCGUGCGUACUCUCUUGAGUAUUCUCUUCACUCGCUUCUCAGGAAGCAGCACUUAAAGGCACAGUCAUUGCAGACACCUCGUCCUGUUACUGCAUAUCCCAUGCAAGGGGGCAGCAAGAGGCUGUGUCUUGCUGGAGCAUCAGCUCUAACAACUUCUGAGGUAGCACCAAAUCUACAAAGGUAUAUAGAAUUUAGCAUUAAUUUUUUCAAACUGGCUAGUCUUAAGUGCAUUGAGACCAGUUUAAAAGCCCCAGAGGUAGGUCAGAGGGCAAGUUCUUUGCCUUAGAAUAGCCUUAGAAUACUAGUCCUUUGCAACCACUCUUAUGAGCUCAGAGUGGAGUUGUUUUUUGUCACAAUUACACCCUUCAAAAACAUGUUAUGUUGAAGUAAAUAAAUAUGUGAGAGAGCAGUUAGACACAGACACUGAGAAUAUCAUUGGUAAUAUAAAACGCAGCACAAUGACCAGGGAAAGUACCAUUCUCUUUCACUCUUUGACCACACCCGGCCAAUUGUGUACCGAGCUUUGCAUGGCCUUUCUUAACAAGCCUAAAGUUAUGUAUGCGUACUUACCAAUGUUUUUAAUUUAUUAAAUAUUUGUUUAAGAAGAUUGAUAUUCUUGCGCUUGUGCUAAGCUUGAUUUCUAAGUCUUCUUUCACUCUUACAGUGAGAGUCUUUUAGAAACUGUCUUAAAAGUCUCAAGACACAAAGUUCUUCAGAAAAGGUAUGAGUUUCACUCUUGUAUUUUAAGUGUAAUUUGAUUGUUUCACUUUACCAGAUUGUAAAUUAGGAUAAACCCCAUAAGCGUUGAUACCUUCUGUAAUUAUUCGAACGUAACAUUGUAGAGAACAUCUAGACUCUUUCACACUUAAGAAUGACAGGGAAGAAAUUUCUCCUCUCAUUGAAUUUGAGGAAAGGAGAACAUCACAAGGGGACAUUGUUUGAUUUCAAACCAAAUUCUCUGUAUUAAGAUUGUAAGAAAUUUUAUAGCAGACACCGGGAGAAUUUGUAUAUAGAUCUUGGAACUGAGAGGGUUACGUGUUGUUUUAUUGAUUCAACAAGCACAAUUGCCAUUUAACCGUUACAAUCCACAAUAACCAACGUCGAAAAAUACUAUGUAUUCUAAAGAGUAUAUUUUUUUCACACGUUGUGUCUUGAUGCCUAUUAUUUGGAUAUUUUUUCGGCAGGGCCGUGGAGGUGAUUGAUGAUCUGAAGUCCAGACUGAAUGAUCCUUGUAUUACAUGUCAUUGGAGCACUGUAGGCAGUGACACUAAUACAUCAGCUACUGUUCACAUCACUUCGCCAGAGGUUGGACAUCUCGCUAGGUACGUAAUUGGCGUCUUAAUAAUUACUUUGGCGUGCAGAGAAUGCCAUUUAAUUUUGAGGCUAAGUUAUCAAGUCAGGGGUAUGCCCCGCCUGCGAGGCAAGUGGUUUCUGAGUGCUGCUCCUCGUCCCAAACCUCAAGCGACUUCGCCGUUCGUUUUCUCUGCGCUGUUCCUAAACGGUAUUAAAGCGCGCACAAAACACGAUCACCAGAAUCAAUUGUGAGCCAUUCUCUCUCUAAGCGAUUGCAAGCGACUGGGGAAAAACAGUUACAAUAAUUCUGAUUUUGAUCACGCUGCAUGAAAUGUAUUUCUUCAGGUCAUCAUUUCAGUUACGCGUGGGAGUACGAGGAAUUCGUGUAGUGAGUGCUGAUGGAGUAAAUGUUGACCUUCCCACCCACCCUCAGGAUUUAGAAGACUUCAUCUUAAGUCAGGUUGGCUUGAAAACUUGCUUGUCACUGUCACUUCGUGAAUCAAAUACAUCAUCGUCCUUUUGGUAGUUGAGCUGAAUUGCAAUGUAUUCAAAUUCCUCUUUCUGCAGGUUUGCAAUCAUCGCUUAUUAGUGGCCAAGUCUCUGGCGCAGAGCCUGGGCUGGCACGUGAUCCAUUGUAGUCGUCACGUGGGCACUGGGGCGAAAGAAAGGCAAGGUCACGUGGGUGGACUGAUGGUGAAAUCGCCAAAUGGAAAUAAGUAAGAAUUGAAAUUUGCGCCAAGCUUGUUGUAGUUUUACAUUUGACAAAGUAAGAAACAAGCUCAGGGUUGUCAUUAAAAGCUGUUCGGUGGCGGCAACCCAAAGAUCAUUUUGUGCCGGCUACAUACACAAGUACUUUGGCGUAAUAACGAAGUUGUCCUUACAACUUUACCGAGACCCCAAUUAUAGUUUCCAUAUCAUCCUCCAAAACAAUCCGAAGUCAUUCGGGGCGCUAACAAGGAAAGAAAUGCCAAAUGGUUACCUCAGGGACCGCGUGAUUACGCUACCACAGUCUCUAGACUUAAGUUUGCACAUACUUUUUUUUCCAUACGAUUGGUUGGAGCGACUUUGUGAUUUCGAAAACUGAAACGAUCGGGAAGAUCGGGCGAUCUUCGGGCGAUCGUAUUGAAAUCGGGCCUCGGAGGCUACUAAGUAUACAACUCGGACACCAGCUUGAAGAGGCGCGGAUAUUCGAGACUUAGUUUAAUCCUGGAAAUUCGAUAUCUCUUUUGAAGUGUCUUUUUGUCCCCUGCUUUUUUAUUUAAAUGGAAUGAACACUUUUGAAACCACUGAAUAAUUACGUUAUUCAUAAAUUUUUUUCAGAGCUGUCGCAGUCCGCACAGGACCAGCCAGCGGUGUGAGCGUUUUGGUCAGGCGCCCUCAGCUCCCUAAUGGCGUGGCGCCCGAGUUACUAGGCGACAUGAACUGGGGGUGCCUGGGGGGAGAUUUUAUGGAGGUGCACUGGUCAAAAAUGCCAGGAAGAACUUUUGUGCAAAAAAUAUUCUUACUGUUAGCUAUUGAAAUGUACUGAUAUCUGAGUAUAUAUUUAGUACUUGUUUAUAGCUACAAUAAGUGACCAAUAACAAAAAGAAGAUCAUGGUAGCUGAUAAACUUGUAAUCAGGCUCUUAUUUAUGCUUAGAAGGCUCCAUGCCAAGCAUCAAGAGUGAAUCACCU